CCGGCGCCCAGCUCGCCGCUGCCGUGAGAAGCCGCGCCGGGACGCCCCCCGGACCGCGAGCUGCCGGGAGGAUGACCAUGGCCGGGGGCAGGAGAGGACUGGUGGCCCCGCAGAACACGUUCCUGGAGAACAUCGUCCGGCGCUCCAGUGAUACUAAUUUUGUAUUGGGGAAUGCCCAGAUAGUGGACUGGCCUAUCGUGUACAGCAAUGACGGAUUUUGCAAGCUGUCUGGCUAUCACAGGGCGGAAGUGAUGCAAAAAAGCAGUACCUGCAGUUUUAUGUAUGGGGAGCUGACUGAUAAAGACACAAUUGAAAAGGUGCGGCAAACGUUUGAGAACUAUGAGAUGAAUUCCUUUGAAAUUUUGAUGUACAAGAAGAACAGGACACCUGUGUGGUUCUUUGUGAAAAUUGCUCCAAUUCGAAAUGAACAGGAUAAAGUGGUUUUAUUUCUUUGCACUUUCAGUGACAUAACAGCUUUCAAACAGCCAAUUGAGGAUGAUUCAUGUAAAGGCUGGGGGAAGUUUGCUCGGCUGACUAGAGCACUGACAAGCAGCAGGGGUGUCCUGCAGCAGCUGGCUCCCAGUGUGCAAAAAGGCGAGAAUGUCCACAAGCACUCCCGCCUGGCUGAGGUUCUGCAGCUGGGCUCAGACAUCCUCCCCCAGUACAAGCAAGAGGCACCAAAGACUCCCCCUCACAUCAUCUUACAUUACUGUGUUUUUAAGACCACAUGGGAUUGGAUCAUCUUGAUUUUAACCUUCUACACAGCCAUCCUGGUCCCUUACAAUGUCUCCUUUAAAACCAGGCAGAACAAUGUGGCCUGGCUGGUCGUGGAUAGCAUCGUGGAUGUCAUCUUUUUGGUGGACAUUGUGCUGAAUUUUCAUACUACCUUUGUUGGACCAGCUGGGGAGGUGAUUUCUGACCCCAAACUCAUCCGCAUGAACUACCUGAAGACGUGGUUUGUGAUUGACCUUCUGUCCUGUUUGCCAUAUGAUGUCAUCAACGCUUUUGAGAACGUGGAUGAGGUUAGUGCCUUUAUGGGUGAUCCAGGGAAGAUUGGUUUUGCUGAUCAGAUUCCACCACCCCUGGAGGGGAGAGAGAGUCAGGGCAUCAGCAGCUUGUUUAGCUCACUGAAGGUCGUUCGGCUGCUUCGUCUGGGGCGAGUGGCCCGUAAGCUGGACCACUACAUUGAAUAUGGAGCUGCUGUGCUGGUCCUGCUGGUGUGUGUGUUUGGGCUAGCUGCUCACUGGAUGGCCUGCAUUUGGUACAGUAUCGGGGACUACGAGAUCUUUGAUGAGGACACCAAGACCAUCCGCAACAACAGCUGGCUCUACCAACUGGCGAUGGACAUUGGCACCCCUUACCAGUUUAACGGGUCUGGCUCAGGAAAGUGGGAAGGUGGUCCCAGCAAGAAUUCCGUCUAUAUCUCCUCGUUGUAUUUCACUAUGACCAGCCUUACCAGCGUGGGCUUUGGCAACAUUGCCCCAUCCACAGACAUCGAGAAAAUCUUUGCGGUGGCCAUCAUGAUGAUUGGCUCACUUCUGUAUGCCACCAUCUUUGGGAACGUGACGACCAUUUUCCAACAGAUGUAUGCCAACACCAACCGGUACCAUGAGAUGCUCAACAGCGUUCGGGACUUCCUGAAGCUCUACCAGGUGCCAAAGGGCUUGAGUGAGCGAGUCAUGGAUUAUAUCGUGUCCACCUGGUCCAUGUCCAGGGGCAUCGAUACAGAGAAGGUUCUGCAGAUCUGCCCCAAGGACAUGAGAGCCGACAUCUGCGUGCACCUGAACCGCAAGGUGUUCAAGGAACACCCAGCUUUCCGGUUGGCCAGCGAUGGCUGCCUGCGGGCUCUGGCCAUGGAGUUUCAGACAGUGCACUGCGCCCCGGGGGACCUUAUCUACCAUGCGGGAGAGAGCGUUGACAGCCUCUGCUUUGUGGUCUCCGGCUCCCUGGAGGUGAUCCAGGAUGAUGAGGUGGUGGCCAUCCUAGGGAAAGGAGACGUAUUUGGAGAUGUGUUCUGGAAGGAAGCCACCCUUGCCCAAUCCUGUGCCAACGUGAGGGCCCUGACCUACUGCGACCUGCAUGUGAUCAAACGGGACGCCCUGCAGAAAGUGCUGGAAUUCUACACGGCCUUUUCUCACUCCUUCUCCAGGAACCUCAUUCUGACCUACAACUUGAGGAAGAGGAUCGUGUUCCGGAAGAUCAGCGACGUGAAGCGGGAGGAGGAGGAGCGCAUGAAGCGCAAGAACGAGGCGCCGCUGAUCCUGCCCCCGGACCACCCGGUGCGCCGCCUCUUCCAGCGGUUCCGGCAGCAGAAGGAGGCGCGGCUGGCGGCCGAGCGCGGCGGCCGCGACCCCGACGACCUGGACGUGGAGCGGGGCGGCGGCCCCGAGCGCGAGCGCGAGCGCGCGGCGGCCCCCCACGGCGCGGCCAGGGCCAGCGUGGUCACCGUGCGCGAGAGCCCCGCCACGCCCGUGGCCUUCCCGGCGGCCUGCCCGCGGCGGCGGCGGGGCGGCGGGGGCGGGGCCGGGGCCGGGGCCGAGCUCGGCCGGCUGCACGCGCCCGGGGCCGACUGCGCGCGGCGCAAGGGCUGGGCCCGCCUCAGGGACGCGGGCGGCAGGCCCGAGGACUGGAGCCAGGUGGCCAAGGCCGAGUCCAUGGAGACGCUGCCCGACAGGACCAAGGCGCCCGGAGAGGCCACGCUCAAGAAGACGGACUCGUGCGACAGCGGCAUCACCAAGAGCGACCUGCGCCUGGACAACGCGGGCGAGGCCCGCAGCCCCCAGGACCGGAGCCCCGUCCUGGCGGAGGUCAAGCAUUCCUUCUACCCCAUCCCGGAGCAGACGCUGCAGGCCGCCGUCCUGGAGGUGAAGCACGAGCUCAAGGAGGACAUCCAGGCCCUCAACGCCAAGAUGACCACCAUCGAGAAGCAGCUCUCCGAGAUCCUCAGGAUAUUGACUUCCAGAAGAGCCUCCCAGUCUCCCCAGGAGCUCUUCGAAAUAUCGAGGCCCCAGUCCCCCGAAUCGGAGAGAGACAUUUUUGGAGCAAGCUGA
Messenger RNA from Nyctereutes procyonoides (raccoon dog), 3050 nucleotides. It is a transcript of the gene KCNH1, whose product is annotated as potassium voltage-gated channel subfamily H member 1. Bases 72 to 3050 code for a protein of 992 amino acids. Lineage: Eukaryota; Metazoa; Chordata; Mammalia; Carnivora; Canidae. Gene Ontology annotation, cellular component: membrane. Gene Ontology annotation, biological process: potassium ion transmembrane transport; regulation of membrane potential. Gene Ontology annotation, molecular function: delayed rectifier potassium channel activity. The record is from RefSeq and is a predicted model, not a curated record. The transcript is spliced from 11 exons.